CCCCUCCCGGCUGUGCCCGGCUCUCCUCCGCGGCUGCGGCUGCUCGGCCAUGGCGGAGCUGAGCGCCGAGCGGCUGCGGGCGCUGCCCGGCAGCUGGAGUUACGGGAUCAGCCAGGGCGGCCGCGUCUUCUUCAUCAACGAAGAGGCGAAGAGCACGACCUGGCUGCACCCGCUCACCGGCGAGGCCGUGAUCACCGGGCACCGCCGCAGCGCAGACUUACCCACAGGUUGGGAGGAAGCCUAUACUUUUGAAGGUGCAAGAUAUUAUGUAAAUCAUAAUGAACGAAAAGUAACCUGCAAACAUCCAGUGACAGGACAGCCAUCACAGGACAACUGUAUUUUUGUUGUGAAUGAGCAGACUGCUGCAGCAAUGUCAUCUGAAGAAAAGAAGGAGCGACCAGUAAGCAUGAUAUGUGAAGCAACUAACUAUAAUCUGACAUCAGAUUAUGCUGCUCAUCCAAUGAGCCCUGUGGGCAGAACAUCACGAUCUUCAAAGAAGGUUCAUAAUUUUGGGAAGAGAUCGAACUCCAUAAAGAGAAAUCCUAAUGCACCAGUUGUCAGACGAGGCUGGCUCUACAAACAGGACAGCACUGGAAUGAAGCUGUGGAAGAAGCGCUGGUUUGUGCUCUCAGAUCUGUGUCUCUUCUAUUACAGAGAUGAGAAGGAAGAAGGAAUCCUGGGGAGCAUACUUCUGCCUAGUUUCCAGAUAUCUGUGCUGUCUGCUGAGGACCACAUUAACCGCAAAUACGCCUUUAAGGCAGCUCAUCCAAACAUGAGGACCUAUUAUUUCUGCACAGAUACAGGGAAGGAAAUGGAGUUGUGGAUGAAAGCCAUGAUAGAUGCAGCACUUGUGCAAACAGAGCCUGUGAAAAGAAUAGAGAAGUUCACUGUUGAAAACACAUCACCUCGAGAGGCAAAUAACAUUUCAAACCACCGGGUGCUAAUUAAGCCAGAGGCACAAAACAACCAGAAAAACAAAGAAGUGAACAAAAACGAGGAGAAGAAAGCCUUGGAAGCUGAGAAAUACGGGUUCCAGAAAGUCGGGCAAGAUAAGCCAUUAACAAAAAUUAACAGUGUGAAGCUGAACCCUUUGGGAUCCGAGUACAGGACUUUGCCCAUAAGCACAAUUCCAGGUGGGCACUUCAGGCCUGUCCAUUUGAAUGGCUCUGAGAGUAAAUCCAUGGGAGUUGUGCUGGCGGAUGCCGGCGAUGGGGCGCAUCACAACGCGGUGCCGGCGCACGCCGAGUCCGAGCGGGUCAUGCAGAGAACCAACUCCAUGCUGCAGCUGGAGCAGUGGAUUAAAAUCCAGAGGGGGAAAGGACAGGAGGAGGAAACAAGAGGCAUAAUCUCCUACCAGACGCUGCCGAGGAACAUGCCAAGCCACCGAGCUCAGGUGCUGCCCCGCUACCCAGAGGGGUACAGGACGCUGCCAAGGAACAGCAAGACACGUCCAGAAAGCCUCUGCGGCGUCGCUCCCUCGGCGUACGACAGAGCCGCGGGACCCGCCAGCGCCGAGGACAAGCGGCGCUCCAUGCGCGACGACACGAUGUGGCAGCUCUACGAGUGGCAGCAGCGCCAGUUCUACAGCAAGCAGGCCACUCUCAGCAGGCACGGCACCCUGAGCAGCCCGAAAACCAUGAUCAACAUCUCCGAUCAGACCAUGCACUCCAUUCCCACGUCGCCCUCGCACGGCUCCAUCGCCGGUUUCCAGGGAUACUCGCCGCAGCGGGCGUACCGCUCGGAGGUGUCGUCGCCGGUGCAGAGGGGAGAUGUAACCAUCGACCGCAGGCACAGGACACACCACACAAAGCAUGUCUUUGUGCCUGACAGAAGGUCGAUGCCAGCAGGUCUGAGUUUACAGCCUGUUACUUCUCAGAGCCUCCAAGGCAAAACACCGGAGGAGCUGACGCUGCUGCUCAUAAAGCUGAGACGGCAGCAGGCGGAGCUGAGUAGUAUCCGGGAGCACACACUAGCACAGCUCAUGCAGCUAAAGCUUGAGGCCAGCAGCCCAAAGUUAACACAAGAAGAAUGUAGGGGUACACUAUACAAAUAUAGAACUGAAGAGCUGGACAUUGAUGCUAAGCUUAGCCGUUUAUGUGAACAGGAUAAAGUCGUGCAAGCACUGGAGGAGAAGCUCCAACAGCUACACAAGGAGAAAUACACGCUUGAGCAAGCUUUGCUAUCAGCAAGCCAGGAGAUAGAAAUGAAUGCAGAUAACCCAGCAGCCAUACAGAAUGUCAUCCUGCAGAGGGAUGACCUGCAGAACGGACUGCUCAGCACUUGUCGGGAGGUGUCCCGAGCCACUGCAGAACUGGAAAGAGCUUGGAGAGAAUAUGAUAAAUUGGAGUAUGAUGUAACUGUAACAAGGAACCAUAUGCAAGAGCAGCUCGAUCGGCUUGGAGAAAUCCAGACUGAAUCAGCAGGGAUACAGCGUGCUCAGAUUCAGAAGGAGCUGUGGAGAAUUCAGGAUGUCAUGGAGGGUUUACUUAAACAUAAACAGCAAAGAAGCUCUUCUGAGGCAGGCAUCAUGAUAUCAAGGACAUUUUCUUCCAUUAAAUAUAAAAAUGAGGAAGAGGAAGUAGUCCCACCUCGUCCUCCACUCCCUCGGUCCUAUGACUUUACAGAGCAUCCUCCCAUAAUCCCCCCUCUGCCCAGUGAUAGCAGCUCCUUGCUCUGUUAUAGCAGGGGCCCAGUACAUCUGACAGAAGAAAAGAAGAUGUACCAAGUUCAAGGAUAUCAGAGAAAUGGAUCUUACUGUGGUCCUGAUUAUAGGCUUUAUAAGAGUGAACCCGAGUUAACUACAGUAGCAGAAGUGGAUGAGUCUAAUGGUGAAGAAAAAACAGAACCAGUUUCAGAAUCAGAAUCUUCUGCUAAAGGCUCGCAUUUCCCUGUGGGAGUUGUACCACCCAGAACCAAAUCUCCAAUGCCAGAGUCCUCAACAAUAGCAUCCUAUGUCACUUUGAGGAAGAAUAAGAAGAUAGAUCUAAGAACGGAAAGACCAAGGAGUGCAGUGGAGCAGCUGUGCCUUGCAGAAGGCUCACGGCCUCGAAUGACUGUGGAGGAACAGAUGGAAAGAAUAAAGAGGCACCAACAAGCUUGUCUGAGAGAGAAGAGGAAAGGACUCAAUAUUAUUGGUGUUUCAGAGCAGUCUCCCUCCCAGAGCUCGUCCUGUGUCAGGGAUAAUCCACUCAAACUGGCACAGAAUCGGAAAAAGGAUGAUACAGUAUCUGGUAACAUGAAGGAGUUAGAGAGCACCAGCAGAGAAGAUCAUUUGAAACAAAAUAACAGAAGUCCUGGAGAAGAAAUAGCGCAACUCAAAAAUGAUGGCGAUCAAGAACAUAAUUCAAGUUUUGCUAAAGAGCUGUCAAAAACUGAUGAUCUUUUAUCAGAUGCACAUGUUGUAUCUGACUCAAAAGAAGGGAGUAAUGAAGAGAAAGCAGAAAAGAAAAAUAAAUUGGAAGAAACACAUGAUGGUGAUAUAAGCAGCUUGCAGAGUGUGACCACAGUUGCAAACCACAAACCCAAAAGCAGCUCAGAAGAAAGUGAAAUACUCAGUGUUCAAGAACAAGAAGGGAUUGUGUCUUCAUUUGAAUUAGCAGCACAGUCUUCAAAAGGAAAUCAGGCAGCAGCAGUGAAAAGUUUGCCUUCCUCACCAGAAUCGUCCUUGUCACCAGCUCCAUCCACACAGACACAGCUCACAGAGGGAUCCCAUUUCAUCACUAAUGGCUUCUGUUGAAACAAUUCAUGCCUGAGAUGUAUGGACCUGACCUAUGAAAAUAUGAGAAGAUAUUGUACAGUAUAUUUUAAAUCUAUGAAAUUCAUAGUUCUGAUGCUUUCGGCCACAGAGCAUCGUUUUAUCACUUCCUGGAAAAUGUUUAUUCCAAGAGAGCUUUAAAUGGCCCACGUGUACACUCAACAACCUUCAGAUCGUUCUCCUGAUACCAGCUUGCUGCUACGAUUUCUGUGCACAUAAAACAAAGGCUCUUUCUAAUGUGCAGCCUACAGUCAGAACUUCAUUUGCUGUUCUUCAGAAUUUAAUGUUCUUUUAAUGAUGGAUCAUAUAAGUUUACUUUUUUUGCUUCUUUUAGAUGCAUAACUCGGUUAAUUUUACAUAUCACCACUAAACCUUGUUUUACAUUUUUUAAGCAUUACGAUUUAUUGUUUUAACAAUUUGUUUGUAAAAUUUUUAUAUAUAUAUACAUAUAGAUAUAUUUAAAAUGUGCCAUUUUUAUUAUUGCUUAGUAAGAGAUGUCCUGUUUCUGCUGUAAUGAUUUCUUGGUCAGGUUGCAAUGUCAGCAGUUACUGCCACACUUCUGUCAACAUAGACAUUAAUGUUAGUGGUUCCUUUCUCUUGACUAAAAUGGAGUGUAGGUAUUUUGAGGUACUGGGCUUUUCCUUCAUGGGGUUGGGGUGUGUACAGCAAUAAGCAGGUUUUCAAUCCAGUACUUAGUUUGUGUACAAAUGUAAUUAUGUUCAUUGUGUAUAUAUUAUACAAUGAGCACAUACGAUGUAAGUAUAAGAAGCCACUUAUUAUUGUUCAAAUACGAAUGUUCAUAUCCCAUUUCUUUUAUAUCAUAUUAAAUAAAUGUUGAUGUUCUUAAGGACUUGUAUGGUUAGUAUUUCUUCCAGCAAACAGAUGUCACACUGUGUUCCACCUUUUGAUGUGGGGAAUGCAACAAUUCCUACCCCAUUGGCAACGUCACCUGUCAACCAGAGUAGCAGUGACAGACUCUUAAGAGAUCCCAGUCUUCCUCUUUGGGAAAGAAUUAAGGCUGCAGCACAGAACAAAAACAGACAACCUGAGACUGAGAUGCAAGAAAUACAGGUUCAGCUCCUGGCUCUCCCAGACUUGUGUUGUGAUACUGGAAUAAUCACUUAGUCAUUCUGCUCCUCCAUUCCCUGCCUGUUUACACAGGAGGUAAUAGCCUGUCUUAGUGGGGUGUGGUGAGCAGUGAUUCAAUAUUUGCAAACAUUGAUUGCCAAGUUCAGGGGGGUUAAGGAGAGAAGUGUGAGGAUUCCUGGAGGCACCUGCAUAGCAACUGAAAGGAAACCUGAAAUAAUCUGUCAAGUGUUGUCACACUACAGAUGUUACCAGCUUUGCUGUUCCUUCUCGCACAGCUGCCUGAUUUUGCCUGAGACAAAAGAGGGUUAGAAAAGAAUUAAGAGAAACAAAAAUAUUUCAAGGAAAGCUUUUGAAUCUUAGGAUGUAAAGCUAAGGAAUCUUUUGCAGGUUCAGGCAACUGCUGUGUGCUUCAGUGCAUGUGUAUGCCAUAAGUGGUAAGGCAAGUUUCACAGCAAGGCAGCUGCCAGCUCCUGUUGUGCUUUUUUUUUUUUUAAUCAUAAAAAUCAUAUCCUGAUCAAGAUAACAUUGCUGUUCUAGAAGUUAUAUAACUCAUUGUGCUUUUCCACAGAGGAGUACCUGAUACUGUCUCACAGUUUGAACUGACUUCACCAUUGCCCCUCUCCCCACGUAGGAGUUUGUGUUAGUUGCAUUUUUCUGGCACUCCCAGCUCUGCCGCCUGUUCUUCCUGGUGCUCUUUGCCACAAAGAUGCAGAGUAUGUUGUCUGGCUACCUGUUGUCCUGCCAUUUUCUCUGAAAAGGAAAAAAAAAAAAAAAUAGGGAUUAGAAUUCAGCAGCAGAGCCUGGAGGGGUUACAGUGGGAGAGGUGGCUGAAGGAAAGAUGAAUGAUGAUGCAGGCAUACAGCAUUGAGCUGAAAAGUUACCACAUCAUCCCCUUUUUUUUGGAACAGCAGCCCCAGAUUAGUGCAUCCUUCCAUGCAAAAGACAGAGCAAAGAAGAGGAAUGUCAUUUUAUUGCACAACCAACCAAGGCUUAAGUUCAGCAGCAUCACUGGAACACCUGAGGCAAAGCAAAUAGGACACACCCUGUUCUCUCCCUAACCCUUCUAGAGAGAUCUGUUUGCUGUCAGGUUUUGCAAUCUCUUUCUGCCCUUGCUGCCAAGAAAAGAAUUGCAACCAAUAAAGGAAAGAAUGACUAAGUGAUUUUUGGACAUUUAUAGAUGUUGCCUGUGUCUAAAGCACUUGUUGGUUUGGUAUAUCUGCAAGGAUUGUGCAGUUUAUAAUGGAGCUGGGGAAGAAUGAGCAGGUUUUGCUGAACUGCUGGCAAAGACAGCAAAGGUGAAUGAUGCAGGAAUGUAGUAAUGAUCAUAGACUAUAAUUUCACUUCCUGUGGGCACUUGCUGCAAAGACUUGGAGUUUCAUUGGGUGCUCUAUUUUUUUGUCUUAUGGAAAAAAAAAUAAUAAAUGUAUGGCUUUGUGUUAUCACAGAGCAUUUACUGUUUCUUACCUCAUCAGAAUAACUCAUCCCAGUGAUCGUACUCCUGAGAUAUAGAAAUAUCAGAAUACUGAUAUGGUCAGCCUUCAAACAUCUAUUUUAAGUUUGUAUCUUAGGAUAUUUUUAUAUUUCUGACUGAUUGCUUUAUUGGCUAUUGCACUGACACUUGUAUAUAUGGAACGUGCUUUUUUUUCAAAAGCAAGAGUCCUUAGGAAUAAUGCAACACAUUCUCUACAGAUGUUCAUGCUUUUCAGAACCAAUUACAUCUAUUUUUGUCUUUUGUUCACCAUUUGCAUUGUUCCAAGGCUACUAGAGAAUGUGAAUCUUUAAAGUCCCUUAAUAAAGUGACAUUACUGAAAAAGUUA
Messenger RNA from Vidua chalybeata, 6660 nucleotides. RefSeq names its product pleckstrin homology domain containing A5 (gene PLEKHA5). NCBI's taxonomy places the organism in Eukaryota, Metazoa, Chordata, Aves, Passeriformes, Viduidae. Bases 50 to 3736 code for a protein of 1228 amino acids. Gene Ontology annotation, cellular component: cytosol. The record is from RefSeq and is a predicted model, not a curated record. Gene Ontology annotation, molecular function: phosphatidylinositol-4-phosphate binding; phosphatidylinositol-5-phosphate binding; phosphatidylinositol-3,5-bisphosphate binding. The transcript is spliced from 28 exons.